Scaptodrosophila lebanonensis is the source of this 559-nucleotide messenger RNA. RefSeq names its product E3 ubiquitin-protein ligase TRIM47-like. The record is from RefSeq and is a predicted model, not a curated record. The transcript is spliced from 2 exons. Lineage: Eukaryota; Metazoa; Arthropoda; Insecta; Diptera; Drosophilidae. The coding region runs from base 101 to 559 and encodes 152 amino acids.
GCAUAUUUGAUUUAAUUUUAGUUCAAGUCCGUUUUUGGAGCGCCUUUUAGAUAAAAAAUCGAAGUUUUGUGCCCGAGAAAAGAAAACGACUUCUUUAAACAUGAGCGAUUUGGCUAAACAAAGAUCUGUGACUGCCAACCCGAAUAGAGAAACAUGUGCCAUUUGUCUAGAGGAGAAGCAGAACCCGUUCUUCGUGAAGUGCGGACACUCUUUCUGCAAGCCGUGCUACGAGCUCUUUGAGAAGUCAACUCGGCAUACUAUUCAACUUCGUUGUCCUCUGUGCCGCAUCGUCUUGAGCGAACCUUCUCUAGAGGAUAUUUUUUUUGCACAGGCGCCGGUUAACUACGAUAUUUUUCAGGAUCUUUUCGCCUCGGCCAACUUCUACCCCAUGCCGACCUUUCCCGAUAUACCUAACAUGUUUCCUCCGCCGUUUGCUACGCCGUUCGCUACGCCGUUCGCUCCGCCAGUCGCUCCGCCAGUGGCUCCGCCAGUCGCUCCUCCGGAGGCUGAGCACGAUAAUGAUGCCGAUGAUGAGCCGAAUGUAGGAGCAGGCGCCUAA